Messenger RNA from Callorhinchus milii (elephant shark), 2772 nucleotides. RefSeq names its product ecto-NOX disulfide-thiol exchanger 2. The coding region runs from base 272 to 2299 and encodes 675 amino acids. The transcript is spliced from 17 exons. Gene Ontology annotation, cellular component: plasma membrane; external side of plasma membrane. Lineage: Eukaryota; Metazoa; Chordata; Chondrichthyes; Chimaeriformes; Callorhinchidae. The record is from RefSeq and is a predicted model, not a curated record. Gene Ontology annotation, molecular function: RNA binding; protein-disulfide reductase activity. Gene Ontology annotation, biological process: ultradian rhythm.
CUUUGGGCGGGUCAGUCACGUGGGCAGGACCGGGGGCGGUCCAUCCUGCGCCUCGGCGGGUGUGAGGUGCAUGGAAACGGCGGCCGUUUGGGAGGAGACUCCGGGGGAGGCCGAGACGCCGGUUGAGAGAGAGAGAGAGCGAGAGCUGCCGGUCCCAAAGGAAAAGCUUUCUCUCGAAUGUCGAUCAGUGAAUGAAAAUUGGACCAUAAUAUAGGAAACAUUGUUGAUAAUAGACUGAAAGGGGAAUUAGCAUUGCCAACUUUGGUGCUAUAUGGAACAGCUCAUUUUUGACUAUCGAUGCCCCAAAAUCCCUGGGCUUAACCAAUUGGGCUUUGACCCUGCAAACAACAAUGAACCACUACAGUUUGGAAACACAAAUGGCCCACUGGUGACCGAAUGUUCUAUUGAGGGCAGCCACGAGUCAAAUAAGAAAAGGAAACGGAAUAACAUUGCUGCAGAUGGUAUCAGAAGCUUAGGUUUGGACUCCAGCCCACUAGGAAUGUCCAUGUCGGACCCAACAGCCUGGGCCACAGCCAUGAACAAUCUGGGCAUGGCACCAAUGGGAAUAACUGGACAGCCGCUCAUGUCAGAGUUCGACCCAGGCCUUGGCAUGAUGCCUGGAAUCGCACCUCUUAAUCCAAUGAUGCCUGGAUUGGGCAUCGUCCCUCCUGGCAUCUCCCAAGAAAUGCCUGUGGUCAAGGAAAUCAUCCACUGUAAAAGCUGCACACUCUUCCCUCCGAACCCAAAUAUUCCGCCUCCUGCCACGCGAGAUAGGCCUCCAGGAUGUAAAACAGUCUUUGUUGGCGGCUUGCCAGAGAAUGGCACGGAAGACAUCAUUACUGAAGUCUUUGGACAAUGUGGUGAAAUUAUAGCUAUUCGUAAAAGCAAGAAGAACUUCUGUCACAUUCGUUUUUCAGAUGAAUACAUGGUGGACAAAGCUAUCUUCUUGUCAGGUUACAGAAUUCGAUUGGGCUCCAGCACGGACAAGAAGGACACAGGUCGCCUCCACGUUGACUUUGCUCAAGCCAGAGAUGACCUGUAUGAAUGGGAAUGUAAGCAGCGAAUGAUCGCAAGAGAGGAACGCCAUCGCCGAAGGAUGGAAGAAGAGAGAAUGCGACCAGCCUCUCCCCCACCAAUAGUGCAUUAUUCAGAGCAUGAAAGUACUGUGCUGGGUGAAAAGCUUCGAGACGACUCAAAAUUCGGCGAAGCUGUUCAGAUCCUGCUGACGUGGCUGGAACGGGGGGAGGUGAAUCGUCGCUCAGCCAACAUCUUCUACUCCAUGAUCCAGUCAGCAAACAGCCACAUUCGAAGGCUGAUGAACGAAAAAGUUGUGCAUGAGAAAGAGAUGGAGGAAGCCAAAGAAAAGUUUAAGAAUGCUCUCUCAGGGAUCCUGGUUCAGUUUGAGCAGAUUGUCUCCGUUUUCCACUCUGCCUCCAAGCAAAAGGCGUGGGACCAUUUCUCGAAAGCUCAGCGCAAGAACCUGCAUAUGUGGCGAAACCAAGCAGAGGAAAUCCGCAAUGUCCACAACGAUGAGCUUAUGGGCAUUCGGCGUGAAGAAGAAAUGGAAAUGUCUGACGACGACAUGGAAGAAAUGCCAGAGGAUAGAAUGACAGAUGAAUCGGCACUGGCCGCCCAGGCAGAAGCACUUAAAGAGGAGAACGACAGCCUCCGCUGGCAGCUUGAUGCCUACAGGAAUGAGGUGGAGUUGCUGAAGCAGGAGCAGGGGAAGCUGUACCGCACGGAUGAAGAGACAACGAGGGACCAACAACUAAAGCUACUGCAACAAACAUUGCAAGGGAUGCAGCAGCAACUUCUGAAUUUGCGAGAGGAAUGUAAAAAGAAAGAAUCUGAACUGCAAAAAGUGAAGGAAGAGAAACUGGAGACUGAGCUGUUGUUGGAGGCAUUAAAGGAAAAGCAGGAGAAUGCAGAUAAAGAUGAUGGGUCCAAAGAAAGCGAGAACCAGGAAAACAGCAACACAGCAACGGGAGGAAGGACAUUGGCUUCCACCCAAGACAAGGAAGGCGAGUUGGACAAGAGUGUCACAGGACCUGUCCGGUCUGAGAGGGAAGCACUGCUUGUGGGUAUAAUUUCUACGUUUCUCCAUGUCCACCCGUUUGGGGCCAGCAUAGAGUAUAUAUGUUCUUAUCUCCAGCGACUGGAUGCCAAGAUCUCGCCUAAUGAAAUAGAAGCCCUCAUGACCCGCCUACAUCAUAUGUUCCACCAGGAAGUGACGGGAGUUGGAGCGAGUUUGGAAAAACGUUGGAAAUUCUGCGGCUUCGAUGGAAUCAAGAGCCUCUAGGAGCAGCAAGAGUGAACAUUUACAGUGUAUUGGGAGGACUGUAUGGAAACGCAGCUGAUUCCCACUGAUCUAGAUGCCACAUUGUUUUGGUUUCUAUGAUGAGAGACGUUUGUAAGAAAUGAGCGACUCUUCAGACUGGAGCAGUGCCACUGCGCCGAGAAGCGAGCAUUAAUGGACCGGAUUUUGCUUGGGUGAAGAGAGUGAGAUUCACCAUAAUUGUUGGCAUAACAAGUGGAAGGUGUAGCAGGUGAAACAAUAGAGUUGGUCGUGAGGGGAAUACAUGAAAGGCAACACUGUAGUCGGGUGAAAAUUUACACUCAUUCUCUAAUCGCGCUUCCGUAUCUCUGGGAUUGCAUAUCGGUCUCCUGUCCAGCUCGCUUUCCCUGUGCGCCAGUCCACAAGAGUAUGACGAUCAUAUUUACCAGGAUAUUUGACGGGAUUCUUUGCCCUCUUUCCCCCCCCCCCCCACCCUU